CACUGGACUUAGUGUACUAAAGACAAAGAGAAUAGAAGAGCGAUGAGAGCAACACAAGUCUUAAAUUUCCAAAGUACAGCCCUGUCUUCUUUAAGAAGACCUUGGCAAAAGUAUAAAAAUGGUCAAUUAUGGUAUGGUUUUAUCAAAUCUGGUUCCAAGAGACAUCCAAUAACCACCAAACAAGGUAACCACACUUUCUACAAAGGUACUGGUUCCACAGGUGUAGGGAGAUUAAAUAAUAAGGGUCAAUAUAUCAUGAAUUGGGAUAAAGUAAGAACAUACGUGGUACCAUCUGAUUUGAACUCUACUGAAUUGAAAGCUCUUGUUUCUCCAAACACUCCACAGAUUCGUCUCACCACAGAAGGCUAUAAAGAUGGAAUAAAAUCAGCAGAAUAUGCGUUUGAUAGUAUCAUCAAGUUUGUGGAAUAUGGUGAAGAAUAUGACCAACAAGACCUUGAGAAGCAGGAUUACGAAGAAAGAAUUGUAAGUCCAGAAAUCUUAGAGAAGGAGAGUGCUGAAAAAUUGGAAUUAAACACAAGCAAGGAAUAAGCCAAAUUAUGAGCUUUAUCCAAUGUUAUGAAUAGAAAGAUAUUUCUACUGUAAAUAGUCAAUAAUAUAGACAUGAUGCC
Spathaspora passalidarum NRRL Y-27907 is the source of this 629-nucleotide messenger RNA. It is a transcript of the gene MRPL27, whose product is annotated as mitochondrial 54S ribosomal protein mL41. The coding region runs from base 43 to 549 and encodes 168 amino acids. Gene Ontology annotation, biological process: translation. Gene Ontology annotation, molecular function: structural constituent of ribosome. The transcript has a single exon. The record is from RefSeq and is a predicted model, not a curated record. Lineage: Eukaryota; Fungi; Ascomycota; Pichiomycetes; Serinales; Debaryomycetaceae. Gene Ontology annotation, cellular component: mitochondrial large ribosomal subunit.